Messenger RNA from Hyaloscypha bicolor E, 495 nucleotides. RefSeq lists its product as uncharacterized. Bases 1 to 495 code for a protein of 164 amino acids. The record is from RefSeq and is a predicted model, not a curated record. Lineage: Eukaryota; Fungi; Ascomycota; Leotiomycetes; Helotiales; Hyaloscyphaceae. The transcript has a single exon.
AUGCCCAUGGCCGUGCGUGUGCCUUUGCUGCAACCCCUCAGAAUCCAGGGUCUCUCCAGGUCUCUCAGGGUCUUCCAGGGUCUUCCAGGGGUCCAGCGCGGGAGCCCCUCAGUGGCCGCGUUCUGCUAUGCAAGCGCUCUUGCAGGGGUGCCCCCACUUCCGAGCGUCAAGCAGAAUGUGGGAGGAUUUCGACCAGAUACACCAAGCACCCACCAAGCACCCGCACCUCCCGCCUUUUCCACCCGCCAGAUAGGACACGUUCACGUUCUCGUUUAUCCACACCAUUCUCUAUCGCCAGCACUCGUGCAUCGCAAUUCUUCCAAGUGGCAAGGGCACACAAAUGGGGCCACUUUCGAAGUUGCCCGAGCUCUCCCCCAGAGCUGGCGUGUUUCCCACGUCAUUGCACUAGGCGACGUGCGUGUGUGGAACCCUAAAAUGCGCCCCCGGCCGCUUAAUUGGCUCCGAUUUCCAUCUUCUGCAGUGGGGAAAAACUAA